Abrus precatorius (Indian licorice) is the source of this 3496-nucleotide messenger RNA. RefSeq names its product transcription factor MYB3R-1. Gene Ontology annotation, biological process: regulation of DNA-templated transcription. Gene Ontology annotation, molecular function: DNA-binding transcription factor activity, RNA polymerase II-specific; RNA polymerase II cis-regulatory region sequence-specific DNA binding. The coding region runs from base 264 to 3284 and encodes 1006 amino acids. NCBI's taxonomy places the organism in Eukaryota, Viridiplantae, Streptophyta, Magnoliopsida, Fabales, Fabaceae. The transcript is spliced from 12 exons. Gene Ontology annotation, cellular component: nucleus. The record is from RefSeq and is a predicted model, not a curated record.
UCUCUAUUUUGCACUGUGGUGGUUGAAAGUGCAUUUGCAGAUCUUAGCUAAACAUAAAUCUCUGUCUGGAUCUGCAAAUGCGCACCGUUUCAAUCGCAUCAUCUGCUAUCUCUAGUUCUUGCCCUCUGAAGCUCUGUCCGAAGUUUAUUUUUGAGAUUUCUUCGCUGAGGGAGGAAUUAUAAUGAUUUGGAGAACCAAUUGGGGAGAAAAUUGCAGUCGAGUAGGAAUUGGGGUAUGCUAUUUUACUUAUCUGCCAGCAAACUAUGGACAGUGACAGAGCAACUCCUGCUCCAUCAGAUGGGUUCGCAGACGGUGUUCAGAAAAUUAGAGCACUGCAUGGGAGGACAACUGGCCCUACAAGGCGCUCUACAAAAGGACAAUGGACACCUGAAGAGGAUGAGAUUUUGCGGAAGGCUGUUCAGCGUUUUAAAGGAAAGAACUGGAAAAAAAUAGCCGAGUGUUUCAAGGAUAGAACUGAUGUGCAAUGCCUGCAUAGGUGGCAGAAAGUCUUGAAUCCAGAACUUGUCAAAGGUCCAUGGUCUAAAGAGGAAGAUGAAAUAAUUAUCGAAUUGGUGAACAAAUAUGGGCCUAAAAAGUGGUCUACUAUCGCACAACAUUUACCUGGACGUAUUGGUAAGCAAUGUCGAGAAAGGUGGCAUAAUCAUCUCAAUCCUACUAUAAACAAGGAAGCAUGGACGCAGGAAGAGGAGUUGGCUCUCAUACGUGCUCAUCAGAUUUACGGGAACAGAUGGGCAGAAUUAGCGAAGCUCUUGCCUGGAAGGACAGACAAUGCUAUAAAAAACCACUGGAACAGUUCUGUGAAAAAAAAAUUGGAUUCUUACUUGGCAUCCGGCUUGCUUGCUCAGUUACAAAAUGUACCGCUUGUUGGAAAUCCGAAUCAACCUAUCGCUUCAACCUCUUCAAGGAUGCCGUACAGUGGAGAUGAUAACGGUCCUAGGGGGAACGAAGGAGAGGAAGUUUCGCAGUGUAGCCAGGAGUCAGCAAAUGCUAGUCAUUUUCCUUCAGCCGGAGAGAUGAGUAGUGUUGUUUUACAAAACACGGACGAAUACAGGCUAAACGAAGAAUCUAAUCUUGGAAAGGAUUAUAGUCCUGGUCAAGCAUCCUGUUCAGAGCCAUACUUCGUGUCUCUGGAUGAAGUUACAGCAUCCCUCUCAGACAUAGCUGGCCAAGAAGUUUGCACUUCUCAUUUCAUUGACCAGAAAUACUCACAUGAACCAAGCAAUUCAACAAACGGGGAUUGCCAGCUUGAUUUACUUGCCUUAACCAAUUAUUCCUCGCUGGACUUGGGCCAGGAAUCGUCACAGUUGCAAAAUGAUUGCAUAGCUCAUGGCGAAAGCCAUGAGGUGGUGAAUGUUCCGUAUCAGACUUUAGUGGGGUUAGGUGUUGUGACAUCCAUGGGACCUACAUCAAUGGACUCUGUUAAACAAGAUAAUAUGUUGAUAACUGAUGAUGAAUGUUGCAGAAUCCUAUUUUCAGAAGCAAUGAGUGAUGAAUGUUUUUCUUCUGGAGAUUAUAAUACAGCUAUAAACAUGGUUGACUUGUCUGGAUGCACCUCAUUUCUUUGUCGGUCAUUAUUACCGUCUGUCCAACCAGUAGUUUCUUCUACUGGUGAUACGUUGAUGCAUACUACUGAAGCUAAUCGGUUGGUUGGGUCUGAGGAUCAGCAUUUUGUCUCCAGAGCACAUGAUAACUUAAUUUAUGCCAAUGAAUUAUCCACUUCUCCUUGUAUAGACAGAAUAGACGCUGCAGAAAUGCAAGAACCAUCAGAUGUUGUGAAGGAUAAUUCAAAAUUGGUCCCUGUAAAUAGUUUGGGAUCUAAAUCAGAUGCUAUGCAAACUUCCUAUCCAACAAAUGAAACGCCAAAUGUGCAUACAAAACAAGAGGACAUAGGAGGUCUAUGUUAUGAACCGCCCCGUUUUCCAAGCUUGGAUAUUCCUUUCUUAAGUUGUGAUCUUAUUCAAUCUGGGGGUGAUAUGCAACAAGAAUUUAGUCCCCUAGGUAUCCGCCAGUUAAUGAUGUCAUCGAUGAACUGUCUAACUCCUUUUAGAUUGUGGGACUCACCUUCUCACGACAAUAGUCCAGAUGCCUUGUUGAAAAGUGCUGCUAAAACCUUCACGGCUACACCAUCCAUAAUUAAGAAACGACACCGAGACCUUUUAUCUCCACUAUCAGAUAAAAGAAUCGACAAGAAACUUGAGAUUGACAUGACAUCAACUUUGAUUAAAGACUUUUCCCGAUUGGAUGUCAUGUUUGAUGACAAUGAGACUCAGGGAGCAGAUUUGCUUUCUCCAUCUUCAAUGCAAAACAUGAAAGCCUUCUCUGCUGAGGAUGGUAAAGAAAAUCAUGGACAAUCUUUUAGGGUGGAAGUAGAGAAGAACAAAUCUGCAAUUUUGGAUGACAAAAAGUCAGAAAAAGGUUUAGGUGACAGUAAUUCCCCGGAUAAGAUUAUGCAGCAACCUCUUGAUGUUGAUUCUAAGAUGAAUGGUGUUCGUACAGCUGCUGAUGUUGUGCAACAACCUUCUGGAGUUUUGGUUGAACAUGAUAUGAAUGACCUAUUAUUGUAUGGGACUGAUCAAAUUAAUUUAAAAUCAGAGAGAGUUCUAAGUUCAAGUGCUAGAACUCAAAAAAACCCAUGCUCAAGGGUUAACUCUCCUACUAUUCGGGUAAAGGAGAAUGAAAGACUUUCAAUCGCUGUUACUUGUGUACAAUCUGUCAGUUCAUCAGGCCCAGGGGAGAAUUCGGGUGAUCAUGCUGGAAAGGAUGGUGGUUUUGAAACAUGUAGCAUAUUUGGUGGAACACCGUUUAAGAAAAGCCUUGAAUCGCCUUCAGCUUGGAAAUCUCCUUGGUUCAUCAACACAUUUUUGUCUAGCCCCAGGAUUGAUACUGAAAUUACAAUUGAGGAUUUUGGGUACUUAUUGAGCCCAGGUGACAAAAGCUAUGAUGCAAUCGGGUUGAUGAAACAAAUCAGCGAACAAACUGCUGCUCAAUAUGCCAAUAUUCAUGAGAUUCUGGGAAAUGAAACUCCUAAGGCAUUACUGGUGGAUGCAUCUGGAAACCACAGGGAUGAAGACCAGGAAAAUGAUGAUCCAAAUAAGCAGCAUGGGAACCAUUCCCCAUUGUCUCAAUUGGCUUCAAAUGCUUUGGUGGAGCGACGGAUCCUGGAUUUUAGCGAAUGUGAAACCCCGGGCAAAGGUGAUAAUAGCAAAUCCUCAUCUAUGAGCUUCUCAAGCCCUUCUUCGUAUUUGUUGAAGGGUUGUAGAUAGCCUCUCGUACACUAUCAUGGCUAAAGCCUCCGGUUGGUCUGCUCGUCGUGAUAUAAGUGUAUGUUAUAUAUAUAGUUUUGUAUUCAAUAUGUUAUUUUUAUUAUUUAAGCUUAUAGUGAUGAGACUUAAAUUUGUAAUUGUAACAAAAAAAAUUCAUUUCACUUGAUGAUUCUUGAUUCAUAAUCUGUCACCUCUAUAUAGUAAGCAAAUUU